ACAGAUCGUCGGGGACAGACUCUUGAUUUUCUCAGUAAGCGUGGUCCUCUUGCUCAAACUUGCAGCACAAUGUGUGAACUCCAGCAGAGUGUAUAUCCACAGCACAGACGCAGCUCUGGAUCUGAGAUUAUUAAAGGACUGCUGCCAUUAUCAAUCCACAACUAAACUGGGAAUUUUCUCGGUGGAGCGGCAGAUUUGAGGAUGACAACUGAGUAGACGAGACUCUGUCGUCAAGAUGAACCCUUCCUCUCUGGACUGGUCCAUUCAGAGCGCCCUGUCGUCUCUUUUCCCUCCGUUUGAGGCUACCGCUCCUACUGUUCUCAGCCAACUCUUUCGCACCAUUGAGGAACGUUACCAUGGAGAUGCACUGCAGUGCCUGCUGAACUUCCUUAUCCCAGCCAAACAUAUCCUAGAGAGUGUGCAACAAGCUGCCUGUGCUGCAUAUUCUGAUGUCCUGUUCCAGUGUGAGGGUUGGCCGUUGUGUUUGAGAGAUCGUGUGGUGAUCCAACUUGCCUCCAUCAAUCCUUUACUACUCAGACCUGGAGAUUUCUACUUGCAGGUGGAACCUUUCGGAGAACAGUCGGCCCGAAUUGUCCUCAAAAGCCUUCUUGUGCAGGAAGACCUCCUGGGGCAGGAGAAUCUGGUCUUGCAAGCAGGUUGCAGGGUGCUGGAGUGUCCUUCAAUUGAAGAGACGCCCAUCCCCGAGACAUCCUAUCCAAGCAUAUUUACAGAAUCCUGGCUAAGAGAAAUAAAUGAGGGGCGUCAUGGAAAUCCUCUUUGUCAAUGUGUACUGUCCUCUGACAAGGGGGUUGUGAAGGUACCUUGGACAGAAGUUGCCAACCCAGAAUUCCUUGACAGGCCAAAAUCUAACAUCUGGACUGAAACAAAGCCAUGUUCAACCGCAACUAUCCGUGUAAGAGAUCUUAAUGCUGAGAUUUCAGAGAUCGAGUCACAGGUAGUUGUAGAUUUCCUUCCACUAGAGAUGGAAACUAGGAUUGUCCCUGCAAUAGAUGGCAUGGCGCUUUCUGUUCAGCUGGUCGAGAGUGGUAGCAGACUGGUGAAGGUCGAUCAAGGACAUACAAUCAGUAGUUUCGCUGGAAAACCUGUUGGCUGGGUGUCACCUAAUACCUGGGACAGUAGGCAAACACAGGAAUUGGAAGGAGAAUAUGUGGAUCUGCUGGAGUUCAACAAAGAGAAAGAGACUUUGGUGCCACACAAAAUAGCAAUGCCCAUGAAGCCAUUAGGCUUCAAGCUAGUCAGGACAGCUCAACCUUCCUCAAAAUGCAACGCUAGCAUAUGUAGUGAGGACUGCAAUCCAAACAAACAGUCAUCUGAGAUCACAAAGCACGAUCCAGAUUCCAAAUGCAGGUAUCGGCAGUCUUACAUGGCAGCUCUCAGAAACCCUGUGAAUUUCGAGAGAGCAAGUAUGCUACCUUGUCUAGAUGAAACAAGGACGGAUGCAGGGGAGACUGAGCCAAGCUGCGAGGGAUAUGGAGUUGGCCUCAGACUUCAACCUUCGAGUUGUAUGUUUGGCCAGACACCAAACCAAGCAGACAGAAACCCGAUGCAAUCCUUUGAGAACUCAGCCCAACAAAAGCAAAGCCCAAAAAACUCAACCCAGCCAAGUCAAAACGUACCUCAUGACCGCAAGUCAAGGGAAAACGCAGAGUCUCUUGACCAACAUAUGACCCACCUUAUCACUGGCAUGGUCCAAGCAAGACAUCCUCACAAGUCAUUCCUCACAGGGCAACAGGAUCUCUCUCAGACUGUACUGGGAACUAAAGCCGUACCCGACAAAAGACAUCACUGUCUGAACAACGCUAUUAGACAAGAUUCGUUUCACAUGCGGAUUAGUGGACAGAAGCAUGCCAAAACCCAACACUUACCCAAAAUGGGACUCAGGGCUUUACCUGACCAUGGUGGUCACAGACAAGACGCUAAUCUAUGUUUACAAGGUUUUACUCCUAUUCAGCACUCGCAAAAUCAACCAACACACAUCACCGAACAAACACCUCCUCUAUUUCAGCCCCAGAUCAGCCAGAAUCCAUUCAAAAAUGAGAACAGACUUUUGGAUUAUAAUGUCUUCUGUGAUGACAGACAUUGUGGAAGAGGCCCGGGUUCACCUGUACAGGUGAUCAAAGGUAAAAGCAGGUCUAAAUCCCGCUCAUCCUCUUCAGUUUCGGAAACAGCCAAACAGUGUCUGCAGUCAAACAAGCCGACCAACCGAAGCCACAGUGAUGUCUUUCCAGAGAUCAUUCCAAUGUUGCCUGCUAUCCAGGGAAUUAAACACACAGCUAACUUGGUCUCCCCAAAAUUAAACAGACCACAAGAAGCAAGAAAGGAAGUCUCCUUAUCUGGUAAAGCUGGAGCUCCAGUUGUUAAUGGAGUGGAGCUCCAGAAGCUUCAUCACUGUGAUCAGCCAUUGACUGGCCAGUCUGAGAAUGGAGUUCAGGGCACUUUUCUUUCCCAGGACCCCACAAUCAAGAGCCUUCUCCAGCUAGGCAUCAUCUGUCUCCCAGGCGGUCGGGACAGAGCCGGUCGGGCUGUGGUUGAGGUGUACGGGGGCAGAAAUGGCUGGAUUUCCCCUCAGGUUUCUCCUCUGGAGCUCUGCAGAUUGUUGCUCUACUUGCACUCCAUUCCCAGGUCGGAGGUCAGAGAGUUGGGUCUGACUGUAGUGAUUGACAGCAGGAGGUGCCCUUUGACCUCUGUGUUCUACAAAUCACUGCUCAUGGUUCAGGAGCAGGCCCUUCAUGCGGUGCACACUAUCUUGAUGCUUGUUGAUAAAGACGCAAAUCCUCGACCAGAAAAACAUCCUGGUCUGCAGAUAGAUGUUGUGACAUCACUGAAAGCUCUCCAUAAGACAGUGGACGGACAUCAGCUGACCUCUGACCUCUCCGGAAGCUUCCCGUACAGUCAUGAAGACUGGCUUCAGUUUCACCAGAAACUCUCCCUCUUUCAAAUCGACCUUCAAGCAGCGUCUUCACUACUUCAGACGGCAAUCAGGAGACUGGAUGUUAAAAAAACAGACACUGCGAAGGAUGUCCAGUCCUGCAUCCAGGAGCAGAGGAGCUCCAUGAAGAUGGUGCUUGAAGAUACGCGAUUGGUCGCUCUGCAGAGAGAGGGCGGGGCUAUCCUGGCCAGGAUGAGGAGGGAGGAGUCUCGGUUUGCCCAGUCUGAGGACUUCAGAGACUCUCUGGAGUCAGUGACGUGUCUUUAUAACCAGGUGGAAGAGUCCGUUCACAUGCUGGUGAUGAAAUCCAACCAGUCUCUGCAACACCUCGAACACGUUCUUCUGCUGAGAGAAACUCAAGACUCGCUCCACACUAUCCAAAAAUGGUGUGAUGCAGAAGAGCGUUUAUGGCAGAAAGACAAAGACGAUGCAGAGAAAACCCUGCAGAAGAUCCAGCAGAGACUUCAAGACACACAGACCAUCCUUAGACAAGCAAAGGAGAAUAAAGAAAGAGGGAUGUUGCUGAUAAAGGACGUGGAGAGGAAAAGCAAAGGCACACAUUAUCCUGAAACGGAUGCGUUUGGAUGUUACACCACCGGGUUUAAAACAAGGAUGACAGGGUUUCUCCUGAAAGCAGAAGAGCGUAAAUCUGAGCUGCAGACGUCUGUGGAUCUCUAUCGCUUCUGUGAAGAGGCCUCGUCUCUAGUGAAAGAGUGUAUGGAGUAUUUAGAUCACAUGAAGUCCUCAAACUCCCCGAUGCGCGCCUGCUGGAGUUCCCUGCAGGCAUUUGAGGAGCGUUUUCAACAUUUCUCACCUAAGCACUUCCAGGACAGGAGCGCCGCCCUGCUGGAGAGGCUUCCGGACGGGAUCUGGAUGUGGAAUGCAGUGCAGACUCAAUGCAGAGACAUCCGACAGCGGCUCUCUGAGAUCCUGCAGGCCUCACACACACACAAGGACAGCCGGGACGAGGCACGCUUGAACCUUGUCAGCGGUCAAACCCAAAAUAGAUCCGCCGGACAGGCUGAUAAUGAGACACUGACGUAUUUACAGUCAGAGGGAUCAGAGUUUGAGCCCGUAAUGACUUCAAGCAUGCGUGAAGAAUCUGCAUCACAUAUUCAACAAUCUGUUCAAUGCACAAACCAAAAAACAAGUCAUUUGCAUGAACCUAAAGAUAUGUUACACAAUCCAAGCAUGCAAAAUGAAUCUGCAUCACAUAUUCAACAAUCAGUUCAAUGCACAAACCAAAAAACAAGUCAUUUGCAUGAAACUGAAGAUAUGUUACACAAUGCAAGCAUGCACAAAAAAAAUGCAUCACAUAUUCAACAAUCUGUUCAGUGCACAAAACAUUUGCAUGAAUAUAAAGAUAAUGUACACAAUCCUUUAGACGUGCAAAAAGAAUCUACACCCCAUUUUAAAGGAUCUGUUCAAUGCACAGAACUAAACGCAAGUCAUUUGAAUGAAACUAAAGAUAUAUUACACCAUCCUUUAAACGUGCAUGAAGAAUCUGCAUCACAUUCUAAGGAAUCCGUUCAAUGCACAAAUCCAAAAACAAGUCAUUUGCAUGAAACUAAAGAUAUCCUACACAAUGCAAGCAUGCACAAAAAAUAUGCAUCACAUUUUCAACCAUCUAUUCAAUGCACAGAUCAAAAGACAAGUCAUUUGCAUGAACCUAAAGACAAAUUACACAAUGCCCCAAGCAUGCAUGAAGAAUCUGCAUCACAUAUUCAACAAUCUGUUCAAUGCAAAGACCAAAAAACAAAUCAUUCGCAUGAAACUAACAAUAUUUUACACAAUCCAAGCAUGCAAAAGGAAUCAGCAUCACAUAUUCAACAAUCUGUUCAAUGCACAAACCAAAAGACAAGUCAUUUGCCUGAACCUAAAGACAAAUUACACAAUGCCCCAAGCAUGCAAAAUGAAUCUGCAUCACAUGUUCAACAAUCUGUUCAAUGCAAAGACCAAAAAACAAAUCAUUCGCAUGAAACGAACAAUAUUUUACACAAUGCAAGCUUGAAAAAUGAAUCUGCAUCACAUAUUCAACAAUCUGUUCAAUGCACAAACCAAAAAACAAGCCAUUUGCCUGAAACUAAAAAUAUGUUACACAAUCCAAGCAUGCAAAAUGAAUCUGCAUCACAUAUUCAACAAUUUGUUCAAUGCACGAACCAAAAAACAAGUCAUUUGCAUGAACCUAAAGAUAUCAUACACAAUGCAAGCAUGCACAAAAAAAAUGCAUCACAUGUUCAACAAUAUGUUCAAUGCACGAACCAAAAAACAAGUCAUUUGCAUGAACCUGAAGACAAAUUACACAAUGCCCCAAGCAUGCAUGAAGAAUCUGCAUCACAUAUUCAACAAUCUGUUCAAUGCACAAACCAAAAAACAAGUCAUUUGCAUGAACCUGAAGCUAAAUCACACAAUCCCUCUGACACAAGGUUAAAAAAGCAUCAUCAUAAAAACUCUCACAGUGAUGGUGACCUCAGUAAGUCAGGACAGAUCCGUAAGUUUGAUCACACAGCACAUUAUAAAGUCUUCAUCCGCUCUCAAAGUGCAGAAUCCUGCUUGCGAGGCUACUGUUAUAACAUCCCUGUGUGCAAAACCGAUACUGAAACAUCUACGGCCUCCUGUGUUGGAACAUCAUGGGAAGGACUGAGCCCUGAACUGAAUCAGCAUGACAGUUUCUGCUCCAGCGCUUCUGGAUUCAGCCAAUGUGAUGUGAAUGAGAAGUUCAGCAGUGACUGCAGAUCGUCUAAUGGCAGCGGUUCAGUUUCAGGAUGUUCAGAUAAUGCAUUUAAAAAGCAGGAGGAGACCAUCUGCAGGCCUGAUUGUACAAUGGAGAACUGCAGCACCGCACUUAAACUGCAGCGGAUCAUGCAGGAGUUGUUGCAGACGGAGCAGGAGUAUGUUCGGGCUCUGACAUAUGUGGUGGAGAACUAUAUGCCAGAGUUGGAGCGUCCCGACGUGCCGCAGGACCUGCGUGGUCAGAGAGGACUAAUCUUCGGGAAUCUGGAAAAGCUGAGAGAUUUUCACCAACACCACUUUAUACAGGAGCUGGAGCUCUGUCUGGAAGAGCCCUUCAGUGUGGGACGCUGCUUCCUAAAACACAAAGAAAGUUUCGGUCUUUACGCUUUAUACAGCAAGAACAAGCCACGCUCAGAGAACCUGCUCAUCCAGCACGGCAAAGACUUCUUUAAGCAGAAGCAGCAGCAGCUGAAGGAUGCUCUGGACUUGUCUUCAUAUCUGCUGAAGCCGGUGCAGCGCAUCAGUAAAUACAGUCUUUUGCUGCAGGAUCUGCUGCGCGAGUGUGAGUGUGUGACAAACGCAGAGCUGCAGCGCACAGAGAUACACACCGCUUUAAACAUCAUCCAGUUCCAGCUGCGGCACGGAAACAACCUGCUGGCCAUGGACGACAUCCAUGGCUGCGAUGUGAAUCUGAAGGAGCAGGGUCAGCUGAUCCGUCAGGACGAGUUUCUGUUGACCUUCAGGAAGAAGAAAUGUUACCGUCACAUUUUCCUCUUCCAAGACCUGAUCCUCUUCAGCAAGACUCGCAAAACUGACGUCGGAAACGACACGUAUGUCUACAAACAGUCCUUCAAGACGUCAGACAUCGGGAUGACCCAUAACUCUGGGGACAGCGGUCUGUGUUUUGAGAUCUGGUUUCGGAGAAGGAAGACUCAGGACACGUAUGUGCUUCAGGCUGCGAGUCGAGAGGUGAAGGAGAGCUGGACCAGAGAUCUGGAGAGGAUUCUGUGGGAGCAGGCCAUUCAUAACAGAGAGAUCCGGAUGCAGGAGCGAGUGUUCAUGGGAAUCGGACAUAAACCCUUCAUGGACAUCAAGCCCAGUGAGAUGGCCAUCAGUGACCGAGCCAUCAACUGUGUACUCACAGGACGAGGGGGUGUUUCUGUCUUCCGUCUGAACUCCAUUGGCUCGGCCAGUGGCACCUCGUCCUCUGGAAGUCAGUCGUCCUGCUCUUCCGGAUGGGGCUCUCUGUCUCCUGUGGUUCCGGUUGGAGGAGAUGAUGUUCGAUAUGUUCAGGGGACGUCGGGGAUCCUGGAGGAAGACGAUUUAGACCAGGAGAGCGGAAACCACAGCACACUCGUGGCCAGUUCAGAGUCGUCUGGUGAAAGCGUCAGCUGUUUCAGCACUUCAGCUCACAGCUGCUCGUCUGUCAUUGGUGGAGACUGUGAACACAGUCUGUCUGAGCUGAGAAGACAACAUAAACAAGACCACCUUAAAACCACUAACCAAACCAGAGGCCAGACCUGCGCUAACGUACAGUCACCAAUAGGAAAGUCAACCGAAGUGUAACUCAUCAUGUUUGUCUAUACUGUAAUAAUAGCAUCAUGUGUUUUAUAUUUUCAUAUAAUCACUAUCAAUCAUGUGACACUCUAAAAUACAAGUUAUUUAUUUAUUUUCUGACUGUGUAACGUUGUUUUAUAGCACUAACUUUUCAUUUUUAAAACCUACACAAUCCAUUGACUUUUAACUCAUUAUUUUAGACUGUUUUUGAUUAGGUUUGUUGUACAGAUUUGUUGUAAAACCGACAUCUGUAAUCUGUAUAUAAUAAAAGGGCUUUUCAUUGUCAAACCAAGCAACAAGUGUUUUUGAUUUGCUCUAUCUGUUUCUAAUUAUCUUCGUGGUACAGGUUGUUAAGCACAAACAGAUGUGUAAUCUUUUAAGAAAACAUGUUUGGGUAAAAUAAAUGGCUGAUAUAGGAGUCUGAGAAUGUUUAUAAGUCAUACAAGUAUACUGUAUAAUCCAGAUGUUUGAGGUUUGUUAUUAUUUGACCACCGUAAUAAUUUCACUUUCUGAUUUGGUUGAUGAUG
This is a messenger RNA of Danio aesculapii, 7767 nucleotides long. RefSeq names its product quattro (gene quob). The transcript is spliced from 23 exons. Gene Ontology annotation, molecular function: guanyl-nucleotide exchange factor activity. The record is from RefSeq and is a predicted model, not a curated record. The coding region runs from base 236 to 7249 and encodes 2337 amino acids. Lineage: Eukaryota; Metazoa; Chordata; Actinopteri; Cypriniformes; Danionidae.